This is a messenger RNA of Ilex paraguariensis (yerba mate), 381 nucleotides long. NCBI's taxonomy places the organism in Eukaryota, Viridiplantae, Streptophyta, Magnoliopsida, Aquifoliales, Aquifoliaceae. The record is from the annotation of a GenBank genome assembly.
AUGACAGCCACUAAUGAUUCCAACCCAUGGUGGUCAGUUUUCCAGGAAGCCAUCACAGCAGCUGGUGGAAAACUUGCAAAGCCUGAAAUAUUGCCUUCAACUACUGAUGCUCGAUUUAUGAGACAGCUGGGUAUUCCCACUCUUGGUUUCUCCCCAAUGAAGAACACUCCCAUCUUACUUCAUGACCAUAAUGAGUUCCUCAAGGAUACAGUGUACUUGGAGGGAAUUAAGUGUUGCGGACAAUAUGACAGACUUGAUUGUGAGUCAAAGGUGAACCUCAUCCUUCAUAGCAAGCUGAGUGCUCUGGGCAAAAAGAAUGCUUCCGCAGGCUUUUCAUUGAUGAAUGCAUCGUUCAAUUCAUUGAUAAAUGCGCUCAUUUGA